UCUCCUGGUUCCGGACGGACUCUCGGCACUCUCCUCCACUCCCUCCGCGUGCUGUCCUCGCCGUGCACGCGCGUGGUACCCACGGUCGUGAGGAGGAGGAGGAUGUUGCGCGUGAAGGGGAAAUGGCUGCCGAAAACAAGCCGGAAGGACUGAAGAAAGUUCGUAAUCCGGAUCGAAUGUACAGAUCAACCGUGUGUUAUGCUGGCCACGGUCCACCUAAGAGUAUCAGUGAUGACGCAGAGACCAACAAUGAACAUGGACAUUUGAAAAUAUACCUGCCCAAGAAGCUGCUUGAAUGUCUACCAAAAUGCACCUCCCUGCCAAAAGAGAGACAUCGGUGGAACACCAAUGAGGAGAUUGCGGCUUAUUUGAUAACGUUUGAAAAGCAUGAAGAAUGGCUAACAACAUCCCCUAAAACAAGGCCGCAGAAUGGGUCGAUGAUAUUGUACAAUCGCAAAAAAGUGAAGUACAGAAAGGAUGGCUACUGUUGGAAGAAGAGGAAAGAUGGGAAGACCACACGGGAGGAUCACAUGAAGCUGAAAGUGCAAGGAGUUGAGUGUCUGUACGGCUGCUACGUUCACUCGUCCAUCAUCCCCACCUUUCACCGUAGGUGCUACUGGCUGCUCCAGAACCCUGACAUUGUGCUCGUCCAUUAUUUGAAUGUGCCAGCCAUUGAGGAUUGUGGGAAACCAUGCGGUCCAAUCCUGUGUUCCAUCAAUACAGACAAGAAGGAGUGGGCCAAGUGGACCAAGGAGGAGCUGAUCGGCCAGCUCAAACCCAUGUUUCAUGGUAUCAAGUGGACUUGCAGCAAUGGGAACAGCAGCUCUGGCUUCUCAGUGGAGCAGCUAGUGCAACAAAUACUGGACAGCCACCAAACUAAGCCACCUCCCCGGACUCACAACUGCCUCUGCACGGGCACUCUGGGUGCAGGUAGCAGUGUGCACCACAAAUGCAACAGCGCCAAACACCGCAUCAUCUCCCCCAAAGUGGACGCCCGCACAGGAGCUUAUAGCAAUGCUCACUCUGAAGUACAAAACAACGACGUGUCAGAAGGGAAGACUGAGCACUGUGGCCAUGGCGGAGGCAAAAGCUCAGGUGGAGGAGGCGGAGGAGGCAGCACCAGGGAGAAACGUAACGGAAAAGUCCACAAGCCAAUCUUGUUGCAUCAGAACAGCACCGAGGUAUCAUCCACCAACCAGGUUGAGGUGCCCGACACCACACAGAACUCCCCUGUGUCCAUCAGCAGUGGUCUCAACAGCGACCCAGAUAUCGCCGACAGUCCUGUGGUGACCGGAAUGAGUCAUGUGGCUUCUGUAAUGUCUGGCCUCUCCCAGGGGGUCUUUAUUUCAGAUGUUUCUGGAGACCCUGUCUAUAGCAUGUCUCCAACUGGUGGCCCAAACACUCACCUCAUGGGUGCAGAUGCCACCUCCCAGGGCUUAGUCCUCUCUGAUCGACACAAAUUUGCUUUCCCCAGUGGAGGAGUAGGGGAAUCGGGCAACACAGGAGACAGUCUUUCCAUGUUGUCAACCGCAGGUGUUUCUGAAGAACUGGUGCUGUCGAGCAGUCUGGACUCUGGAACUAUCAAGAUCCCAGAAACCAAUAUGAACUUUGACCCUGACUGCUUCCUGAACAACCCCAAACAAGGCCAGACUUAUGGAGGCAGUGCGAUGAAGACAGAGACAAACUGUGCCUCAUCCUCCUGCGCGGUCAGUGGCAGUGCUAACGACACAUUGCAGACCUCCCCUUCAAUGUCAGACAAUGGCUACAGCUUCAGCUCGGCUUUAGUGAAGAACAUCAAGACAGAGGACACAUCCUUUGAGCAGCAGCUGGCCAAGGAAAGUGGCUACCAAGUGGGGGCAGUAGUGAACUGUGGGAGUGGGGUCUCUGUUCCGCAAGGUGCUGGUUCAGGCCAGGGUGGCCUCUCUUUGACCACGGCCGGAUCCUUGCUUCCUUCUGGUGGGGGUCUUAGUCCGAGCACCACUCUGGAGCAGAUGGAUUUCAGUGCAAUUGAUGCCAAGCAAGACUAUGCGUCCAGCACCUCUACAGUGAGCUAUGGUCAGGCCUUGUCUAGCCCUCACAUGCCACACCAGAACCGUUCUCCCAGUUUCUUUCUUCAGGAUGCCUCUCAAUCCAGCCAGGUUCAGCAGGGACGAGCCAGCAUGGGCCAGAAAACACACAUCGUGGAGCAUAACUCCCAUGACUACAUUGGGCUGCAGGUAGUAAAGACUGAAUCUCUCGGCAGCAACGGUCACCUUCACCACCACCAGCAGACCCAACAUAGAGCCAACUGUAAUGGAGGCUCACCAACAGAUGGCAUUGGCCAAGCUGGCUCCCUGCAGCUGCUACAGUACCAGGGGGCAUUCGCUGGUCUCGGUACUGAGCACGAGGAGGUAGUGGGUAUGGAGCAGCCAGGCGGUGGCAGUUCAGGACAGGCUGCACGCACAGAAAACAGUGCAGAGAAUGUACUUAACCAAGGCGAUCAAAUGCAGACCUGUGUGUCACGAAACGGAGAGGGAGGUGGUGCUGAGCACUAUCUGCAGCAGGCGUCCGAUGGUGGAACGGGAGGAAACGGCGGCGCGGGUGAAGGUGUCGCAGUUCACAAUGGAAGCAGUGAUGGUAGCAAUCAUACUCCUCAGCAGCAGCAGCAGCAGCUGCAGCCGCUCCUCCAAGGCAUGGUCCAGGGACUCUAUAACACCGUUGCAGCCCACCAAAGCCUGGGAGGAACAGCUAAUAAUGGAGGAGCAGGGGGGGCAGGAAUAGAGAUCAGUCUGGAUCACUUUGACAUCUCUUUUGGAAACCAGUUCUCUGACCUCAUUAAUGACUUCAUUUCAGUCGAUGGCAGUGGAACAGCCAUGUCAACUGGAGGGACCCUCUAUGCUCACCAGCUUGUCACAUCCCAUAGCUCUGAUGCUCAAAACACUGGCGGUGGGGCCGCCCCACAGGGCCAGGAGGAUGCAGUGUCCAGGGGUUCUGGUUACAACACAUCAGAGCUGUGCCUGCAGCCAUGCUGCAGUCCCCAGUCUCUCAAUGGAGGAGCGGGAGCAGGAGGAAACACGGUGGAGGCGGGUUCACUGUCAUAUAUGAAUGUAGCCGACGUGGUCUCUGCAGCUGUUGCCCACGGCACCCUGGGGAUGCUUCAGGCCACCGGGCGGCUCUUCAUCGUCACUGACUACUCUCCUGAGUGGUCCUAUCCUGAGGGUGGCGUUAAAGUGCUAAUCACGGGGCCCUGGCAAGAGGCAGGCUCAAACUACAGUUGUUUGUUCGACCAGAUUUCAGUCCCUGCAUCUCUCAUCCAACCAGGAGUGCUGCGUUGCUACUGCCCAGCUCAUGACACAGGUCUGGUGACACUACAAGUGGCUGUCAGUAACCAGAUCAUCUCCAACUCUGUGGUUUUUGAAUAUAAGGCCCGUGCUCUUCCCUCCUUGCCGUCUUCUCAGCAUGACUGGCUCUCGCUGGAUGAUAACCAGUUCAGAAUGUCCAUCCUGGAGCGCUUGGAGCAGAUGGAGAGGAGGAUGGCAGAGAUGGCCAGCCACCAGCAACAGAUCACUGCAGGGAGUGGUGGAGCUGGAGGAGGUACAGGAGGAGCGGGAACAGGAGGAGGCGGUGGAGGUGGAGACAACAACACCCAGGCCCAGUGUGCAUCUGGCCACACGCAGCCCAGCAGCUCCUUCGAGAGCCGCGUCGUGGUGGUUUGCGAGAAGAUGAUGAGCCGAGCUUGCUGGGCCAAGUCCAAACAUUUAAUCCACUCAAAGACUUUCCGAGGCAUGACGCUCCUUCACCUGGCUGCGGGCCAGGGUUACGCCACCCUCAUCCAAACACUCAUCAAGUGGCGGACUAAGCAUGCUGAUAGUAUUGAUUUGGAGUUAGAAGUGGACCCUCUUAAUGUGGAUCAUUUCUCCUGCACGCCUCUGAUGUGGGCAUGUGCUCUAGGUCACCUGGAGGCAGCUGUGGUCCUGUAUAAAUGGGAUAGACGAGCCCUGGCGAUUCCAGAUUCUCUGGGCCGCCUACCACUUUCAAUCGCCCGUUCUCGGGGCCAUACCAAACUGGCUGAAUGUCUGGAGCAACUGCAGAGGGAGGAGCAUCAGCCACCGGCUCCUCUGCCACCCACGACUCGCAUGUCUUUCUCCCCAGACACCCCUACAACUGACAGCUGGAUGCUCAGUUGGGCUAAUGAGGGUGUAGUUGCACCCGGUGGCAAGAGAGUAGGUCCUGCUACCUCAACAACCACAUCCGGCAACACCAGCCUCAAUCCAGACUUGAGGAGGCCGAGGUCAGAGCCUUCAAGCUAUUACAGCAGCGAGGGCCAAAGAGAUCUCCCACUAGCUAAAAAGCAUAAACCCAACCCAGAGCUGUUUCAGACACGACCUGACAAGGCCAUGUCCGUUCCUCUUAGCCUAGAGCAGCAACAGCUCCACAAGCUGUCCUCGAGCCCCAAAACCCAGUCCUUCGAGGGCUCAGAAAAUGGCCUGUCUAUUGGAGGUAGCACAGGGACAGCCAGAUGGAGCCCCAGAGAGAGUUUCUCCAGCAGCAGCAUGGGGAGGAAAGGACUGGGGGUCAGCGGAAGCAGCACCUUGGGGAAGGAAAAGCUUGUUACCCGGUUACGCCAACGGGAACAGCUUGGCAUGCUGGCGAUGGCGGACAGAGACAUGGCUGAUGCAGAAAUGCUCGCUUAUCGGGAAGAUCUGGAGAAUCAGGACUGUCUUGCGCAGAUGGAUGACCUACAGGCAAAUAUGAUGACUCUGGCAGAGCACAUCAUUGAGGCGACGCCGGAAAGAAUCAAGCGGGAGAACUUUACAGCAGCAGACCCUUUACCGGUAGAUACAUCUGGGGUUAACAGCACUAUGAACUGGCUGGCCAACUACCUGGGAGAUGCAGAGCAGCUACCAAGCAUCUUACACUUACGUCUGAGUCCUGAGGGGUCCCCACUGGGAGAGGGGCCCCUGGAGAGGUCCACGCUUCCAUCGCCUGCAGACUGGAGUGAGUUCCUCAAUGCCUCCAACAGCAAAGUUGAGCAAGACCUGGCCCAACUGACUCUGUCCGACCCAGAACAGAGAGAACUUUACGAAGCUGCCCGUCUAGUUCAGACAGCCUUCCACAAGUACAAGGGGCGGCCACUCCGAGAGCAACAGGAAGUAGCUGCUGCUGUUAUUCAGCGUUGUUACAAGAAAUACAAACAGCUUACAUGGAUAGCCUUGAAGUAUGCACUUUAUAAGAAGAUGACGCAGGCCGCCAUCCUUAUCCAGAGUAAAUUCCGCAGCUACCACGAGCAGAAGAAAUUCCAGCAGAGCAGGAGGGCGGCCAUGCUCAUUCAGCAAUACUACCGCAGCUACAGACUCAAACCUCACCACCGUGGGGCGGCCGCUGCCCUGGUGCAGCACAAAUUGAGAGGUUGUCUGCUCACCAAGAGGCAGGAUCAAGCUGCCAGGAAGAUCAUGAGGUUCCUGCGUCGCUGCCGCCACAGCCCCUUGAUGGACCAUAGACUGUUCAAGCGGGGUGAAAGAAUUGAAAAGGGCCAAGGAACAUGAGACCAUUCAGAAGAGCCCCCCCACAAUGUGACAUCACUCCUCCAACACCUCCUUUUUUUAUUUGUAUUUUAUUUUUUUGGAACCAAGACAUUAUACAAGAGAAAGGGAUGAAAAUAGUAUCAGUGCAGAGUCACUAUAACACACAUUUUUUCCACAAAUAUAUAUAUAUAUAUAUAUUCUUUCCACUGGAUUUCAGUUGGAGAGUGGCAACUUCUACUAUGGGAUUAUAAACUUCAACGGGGUGAGGGGAGGGGGUGCAGAACAUUUUGCUUCAUGGCAUUUUUUUGCACUUUUUUCUGGACACAAUUUUACGACUGUGAAGGAAGAGGACGCAGGGUGAGCCCAGAACUGGAGGUCCGGACGUGGAUAUCUCAGACCAUAGGGAGACAAUGCUGGAAGACUCUUAAUUGUAUUUCACAAUUUAUUUUUUUUUAAGUGAGCAAUUAAUUCAAAAGGGGAUGAAUUUGUUUUUAUCCAAAUACAUUAGUCAAGCCACUCUGCCACGUCGAUGAUACUUACAUGCAUUUAUAAUCAGGUCAACAUCUCCCUCCCCGUAUCUCGGCCCCACAAGGCUGGAGCUACAAGUGAAUGUGCAGAAGCAAAUAAGGGAUUUCAUUGUUCUGUUUUACUGGUGUUAUUUUAUUACUUGAAUUUCUUUUAUACUCACACUCUCCAAUGUGUUUGUCCCCUCAUGUAAUGUUGAUCUGUAUUUCCAGACCCCCCCCCCCACCCACCCACCCAAAAAAAAUGCAUGACUUCCGUGUUAAGAAAAGUCUCUGCUUGUGUGUUUUUGGUCUUUAAGUGGAUCCUUGGGUUCUCUUGGCACAUAUCCAUCUUCCCACGUAAGACUACCCCCUUCAUUGUAUUUGUUUUUCACUUUUGCUUAUUUUGUGUGAUAAACGUUCGGGUCAUGCAGGUUCUUAACGUUGUUUUUCAGUGAACUUCAGAGCCGGCAAGGGCUUUUGAGGGGAAGAUCACAUACAUUGCCUUGACGUCUUAGAGAUUCUUUGAGGGGUCCCUAAGCUUGUCCCAAAAUAGGGGUUUGACAAAUCCAUAUUUUUGACAAUUGAGCGAACAUUUCUGUAUAUAACGAAGGCUGAAAGUACAGUAGGGGAAGAAAAAAAAACACAUUUACCCAAUGGGGAUUGUAUUUUAGAAAUAUAUUAUUUUAUUCAUUAAAAAAAAUGGGUCAAAAAGAGGUACAAGACAAACACAAAUAUUUGUAUAGUUUUCUUUGAAUGCCUAAGAAGUACAGUUGUAUUGUUUGUAAAUAAUGUAAAUAACUGGGAUAAAAAUGAGUUAUGUGCAUGAAAAGUAUGAAGAGUGAAAAAGGCAGGAGAACAACAAAGCAGUAGUGGCUAUGCUCUGUAAAAUGAAAACAAGUUCACUAUUUUAGAGUAUUUGAUUUGGAUUGUUUCCAUAUGAGAAGUUACAAAAUACUUUAUGUAGAGUUAGGAAAUGAAUUUAAAACAAGCACCUUGUUAUGGGUUGUUUUUUUUAUUUUAUUUUAUUUUUUUAGCGACCCAUAAUCCUUUGCCAAUGGUGCCAAGGAAUGUGAAUGCUACAUCAUCGCUUAGGAACAUGUUUUGCAAAGCUGAUAAUCAUACCGGCCCUAUGAAGACCAUAACAGUUCAAUGAACCGAGAAGAAUAACAUUUAAAAAUAUGAAUAUUUAAGCAUUUUUUUUCAUUUUGGUUCUCUUUGCAAAAGGAAUGUAAUGAACUAUCUUGUGUGAUCUGAUUGUAAAUGGCAGCCUUGAUCAGGGCUCCUCGUCUACAUCGAUAAGACGUGAAUGACUUCACAUCUUUUAAAUGUGCCGUACGAUGGUGUCAGUAUUAACUCACUAAAUCCCACAAUUUUCCUAAUUCUGUAUUUCAUUCUUGAUCAAGGCUGCCACGUCUAAACCAACCUUAAUGCUGUAAAUUCUGUGUAAAAAAAAAAAAAAAGGUCAAUAUUUCAAGCUGACAAAUGUGCAUGGCUGGAUCUCUUUGUCAAGCAGCAACAUCCAAAGGUGCUAAAUUUAUUCUAUCCAAAAUUCAACAUUAAAAAUUGUCACUAAUGUGUGCAAAAACUGUAGUCGAUAAGUGUAUUUUUCAUAUUGAAAUGACACAGUCAUAUUUGUUCAACCAUAAUUUGGCUUAAUUGAAUGUGGUCAUUUUCAGAUCUGAUUCAUACACUUUAUUUGGACAGUGUUUAUGUGGAAAGUGCCUAUUCAUCAAACCUAAAAAAAAACAA
Doryrhamphus excisus (bluestripe pipefish) is the source of this 7759-nucleotide messenger RNA. RefSeq names its product calmodulin binding transcription activator 1a (gene camta1a). NCBI's taxonomy places the organism in Eukaryota, Metazoa, Chordata, Actinopteri, Syngnathiformes, Syngnathidae. Gene Ontology annotation, molecular function: double-stranded DNA binding; protein binding; transcription coregulator activity. Gene Ontology annotation, biological process: regulation of transcription by RNA polymerase II. Gene Ontology annotation, cellular component: nucleus. The record is from RefSeq and is a predicted model, not a curated record.